AUGUUGGGUACAAAAAAAAGCAAGUUCACGAGCUUAAAAUGCGAGGAAUUGAGCAGCUUCACGGAGAUAAGCAGUGUCCUUCAUUUACCCACAAGGACCCUUCAGCAGCUAUCUAUCCAAAGCAGGGAUACAAAGCUAACCAUUGGAGCAGCCAACAGUUCUGUGAACAUGCCGCAUUUGUUCCUUCUCGAUCUGUCCCACUCGAAAGGUCUGGAACUUCUCAGUGAAGGCUUCUCCAAAUACCCCAAUCUCACUGAUAUCGACAUCACUGGCUGUGGCUUAGAACAACUGCUAGACUCACACUUUGCCAUCGAUUCCAUGGUGCACUUGCUGAAGGCAAAUCAAAACAAGUUUAGUUCUCUAUCGAAGGAUUUGUUUAGCAAACUUCCCCGUUUGCAAAAGGCCUAUUUCAACUAUAAUGGUUUGAGUCAUUUGGAAUUGCCGCAUAUGCCAAAUCUUAGAGAACUGGAGCUUCAAGGAAAUAAGUUAACUGAUUUCAACCUUAACAAUUGUCCACGCUUGGAGCAUCUCUAUCUCAAUAACAAUCAACUCACUCAGUUUCAGAUUACACCACCUGCAGAAGGUUUUAACUCAUCGACCAAGAAGCAAUAUCCACUGCGAUUAUUGGAUCUCUCAAGCAACAACAUAAGCGUGCUUCUCGAAAACCAAUUCGAAUUGCUGGGGAAACUUGAAAUACUGGAGUUAUCUGGCAAUAAAAUCACCACUCUGAAGAGUGCUCACUUCGCAGGGGUGACUUCGUUACAAUAUUUGCAUUUGGCGUCAAACUACAAAAUGGAGCUAAAACGACACACAUUUGAAGCCCUCGAGCGUCUGAAGGAGCUUGACUUGUCCCACAUUGGUCUCGAAAAUCUGGAUCCGCAUCUCUUCGGCUACAAGCAGGUGGACAAGCAAGGUAUCUUUGAUCACUUGCCAAUGGUUCACAUGCGUAAGCUUUAUCUAACGGGCAAUAAGCUCCAACAUCUGCACCCUAGAACCUUUGAGAAAUUGCCUUUUUUGGAUACACUCUUGCUAUCCCGUAAUUCAUUGCGUGUGCUUCCCGCGGGCGUUUUUGCUCCAAUACAAAAUCUGACGGUGCUUAAUGUGGGUCACAAUCAAUUCACGAAGAUAAGCAGAGAUAUUUUCACGACUCUAAACAACAUCUUGGCUCUACAUGUUGACUAUAAUCAGUUGCCUUCUCUGCCCGACUUAAAUGGGACACUGCCUAAUUUGCUAACCAUUGGAGCAGCGAACAGUUCACUGAAUAUGCCGCGAUUGUCGUUCCUCGAUCUGUCGCAUGUGCCACGCCUUGAACUUCUCAGUGAAGGCUUCUCCAAUCUUCCCUAUCUGAUGCAUCUCAACAUCUCCGACUGUGGGUUAUCUGGCAAUAGAAUCACCACUCUGAAGAGUGCUCACUUCGCUGGUCUGACUUCCUUACGCCAUUUGCAUUUGGCGUCAAACUACAACAUGGAGCUAAUAGGACACACUUUUGAGGCCCUCGAGCAACUGGAGACGCUUGACUUGUCCUACAUUUUUCUCGAAAAUCUGAGUCCGCAUCUCUUCGGAUUCAAACAGGUGAACAAGAAAGGUCGCUAUAAAUAUUUGCCAAUGGUUCACAUGCGUAAGCUUUCUCUAACGGGCAAUAAGCUUCGACAUCUGCACCCUAAAACCUUUAAAAAAUUGCCCUUUUUGGAUACACUCUUACUCGCCGAUAAUGCUUUGCGUGUGCUUCCCGCAGGCCUUUUUGUUCCAAUCCGAAAUCUGAGGAUGCUUGAUGUGGGUCGCAAUCAAUUAACAGAGAUUAGCAGAGAUCUUCUGGAGGUUCUAAACAAAAUCACGGUUCUACAAAUUGACUAUAAUCAGCUGUCUUCUCUACCCGACUUGAAUAGGACUCUGCCCAAUUUGGUGCGUAUGGACGUCGAGGGAAAUCCCUGGCAGUGCGACCUCUUUGACCAAAUGGAGCGUUGGCUAAUCUCAAGAGAAAUAGCGUAUAUAAAGCAUGACUACGACUGCAUUUGA
Molecule: messenger RNA, 2016 nt
Organism: Drosophila nasuta
Lineage: Eukaryota; Metazoa; Arthropoda; Insecta; Diptera; Drosophilidae
Product: insulin-like growth factor-binding protein complex acid labile subunit
Exons: 4
Coding region: 1-2016 (671 amino acids)
Molecular function (GO): protein binding
Source: RefSeq, a predicted model, not a curated record